GGGCGCGCUCGGCGCUUGCUCCCUGGCUGGCGCUCCUCAGUCGGCCGCUGCCUGCCUGUCGCCGGGCUGGGAGCGCCUGUGUGUGUGAGUGACGCGGCGGAGGUGUAGUUUGACGCGGUGUGUUACGUGGGGGAGAGAAUAAAACUGCGGCGAGAUCCCAGGCGCGAACGAAAGCAGUGACGGAGCAGCCUGGUAACCGGUAACUAAAUGACCAUGGAAUCUGGAGCAGAGAACCAGCAGAGUGGAGAUGCAGCCGGUACAGAGGCAGAAACCCAACAGAUGACAGUACAGGCACAACCACAGAUUGCAACGUUAGCCCAGGUAUCUAUGCCAGCAGCUCACGCAACGUCUUCUGCGCCCACAGUGACCUUAGUUCAGCUGCCCAAUGGGCAGACGGUUCAAGUGCAUGGAGUAAUUCAGGCUGCCCAGCCAUCAGUUAUUCAGUCUCCACAGGUCCAGACAGUUCAGAUCUCCACUAUAGCAGAAAGUGAAGAUUCACAGGAAUCAGUAGACAGUGUCACAGACUCCCAGAAACGAAGAGAAAUUCUUUCCAGACGACCCUCCUACAGAAAAAUUUUGAAUGACUUGUCCUCAGACGCCCCAGGAGUGCCAAGGAUUGAAGAAGAAAAGUCUGAAGAGGAAACAGCAGCACCUGCCAUCGCCACUGUUACGGUGCCAACUCCCAUUUACCAAACCAGCAGUGGGCAGUACAUUGCUAUUACCCAAGGAGGAGCAAUACAGUUGUCUAACAACGGCACAGAUGGAGUACAAGGUCUCCAGACAUUGACAAUGACCAAUGCAGCUGCAACCCAACCUGGCACCACCAUUUUACAAUAUGCACAGACCACAGACGGACAACAGAUACUUGUACCCAGCAACCAGGUUGUUGUACAAGCUGCCUCAGGAGACGUGCAGACCUACCAGAUCCGCACCGCCCCUACCAGCACCAUCGCACCCGGCGUGGUCAUGGCGUCCUCCCCAGCGCUCCCGACGCAGCCGGCAGAGGAGGCCGCACGGAAGAGAGAAGUGCGCCUAAUGAAGAACAGAGAGGCAGCACGUGAAUGUCGCAGGAAGAAAAAGGAGUAUGUGAAAUGUCUAGAAAAUCGAGUGGCUGUGCUUGAAAACCAAAACAAGACACUGAUUGAGGAGUUGAAAGCACUUAAGGACCUUUACUGCCACAAAUCAGAUUAAUUUUGGAUUCUCAUUUUCACUUGUCCAGAAUGGGAUAGAGACUGGUUCUGGCUAUACCCAGAAAGACAAAGUAAACUUUUUAUUUUCUAAACAUUUCUUUUUUUCUAUGCGCAAAACUGCCUGAAGCAACUACAGAAUAUACUUCAUCUGUGCUUUGCAUCAAACUGUGAAUGUUCAAGUACUUGCCUCCACUUCUCCCCUUACAAGAUGAAUUUCAUCAUCAAUCUCAGCGUGAAGAAGAAGAACAGGCGUCUUUCUCGUCUCCCCAUCCUCUUCAAGGAGUAACAGUGGUCCCUUGGGAAGUUACUGUGGGGAGGGUCCUUUUGUAGUGAUGUCAAGAAUUUGUGCUGAGCUCUUUCCAUUGCCUUAGAGACAGAACCACCCCAGCCUCCUGGUCCAGCACUCAUGGUGCAAUGAAUAAGCAAUGGUUGCCAAAUUGGUUUCACACACUCAUUAUGAACUACACAAAUACACAGCUAAGCAGCAUGCCAAAUGAAAGGCUUCACUGGCACAUACUUAGUGUGGAGAUAACACCUUUUUCAAACUAGCCCAGGAGGGGGGUUGAUUUGUAAUCUGUUAAGCCCUCCUGGACUAGUAAAACCUUCUCCAUACCUCGGAAACAAAUGCAUUGAAAUGAGCUUCUCUGGUCGGUUGUUGCUUCUCAUAGCUUAUGUGUGCAAGUGUGUUCAGCAUUCUGAAUGCACGAAAAGCAAAAACCAACUCCAUAGGAUAUAGGUUGGAAGAUGAUAUUUGAAUGGGAAAGGAAUUCAGAAUAAAAAAGAUACAAUAGUGACAUUCUGAAAACAGUAAGCAAGUGUAGCACAUGGAAGCACUACCUAUUUGUAUGCAGAACAACUAAGAAGUUGAAGCCAGCUCUACAUAAAUACUCCCUGAUGACAGUAUGGUCUGUGUCCCAAGUCCUCUCAAGCAAUGAGGUUGUUUCUAUUUCCCUAGCACUGUCUUAUGUAAUGGAAAUUAUUGUACUUGAUGGAAACAUCGGCCUGGUUUCCUAAGUUCUUUUUCAAACUUGGAGGCUGCCUUCCAUAUGUAAAUUAAAUUGUGGUUAUGACAACUACUGAGAAAACCUCAAAUACUGAAGAGGACUUUAAACACAAGUACUCCUGCUUCACACGGGACAACACUGAUUCUUCUAACCUGGCCAGGUUAGCUAAAUUCUUAAUUCAUUCGGGGUAUUUUUUCAUGUAAAGGGUCCGAUUUACCGAGUAAUUUAUUCCUGCAACUAAAAUUACUCAUGUGCCUCAGAUGUUUGCAAGAUCAGGUUUUUUGUGUGCACUGAGGAACUGUGAUCUUUCCCAGAUUUAUGUUGUUAAAAAAGGUAGUUCAUGUUUAAAAACAACUGUGUACUGAGCAUUAGGACUUCAAAAGAAUCAUGCUCAUAAAGAACCAAAAAAGAACGUCAAGAAGUUGUCAAAAAGAAUGUGUAAAACAGAAUCAUGUGCAGUUGUUUACUGGGCCUUUGAAGCCAGUCUCUUGAUAUGUUAACUUGGGUCAUUUGAUGGAGUAAGUUUACUUUGCGCUUCUGGUCAAACUGUUAUGUAUAGAAACAUGAAUAAGGCUCUGGUCUGUACUAAUGCCUUGCCUAACAGAGUAUUAGUUAAUAUUUUUACCCAUUCACUCUGUUUUUAAGUUAAAUUUCACACACAAGCUUCUAAAAGGUUAUACAAUCAGUGUAAUGUUAUAAGAAAAAUAUUUGGAAGGCUCUGGGCAGUUGAGUCUCAAACACCUAAGCAGUAUUAAAAGUUGAUGAUUUCUCAUUUGAGAGCAUUCCGUUUCAAAGAGACUUAAUUUAAAAGGAGCAAGGUUAAACUUACAGCAUUAUUGUUAACUUCAGAGUUAUCAAGAGUUUCAAAUUAAAUUUGUAUUUCAAGAAGAGAACAUAAGUAUCAGAAAUAUGAAAGAAUUCAUUUUCAUAGGUUUUGAGAGGUUUAUAAAUGGUCUAUUUUUAUCUGCCAUAGAGAGUUGAUUUUCAUGUUUUUAUUUAAUGGGAGAUAAAUUUAUUAGUUUAGCAAUGCAAAUUUAAGGAAGACCCCAAAUUCUCAGCAAUGCUUGUAUAAAAAUGAUCUGAUUCCUAAAGUGAUCGAAUAGAAAUAUAUGCAACGAUUACAUUUUCCGGAAAUAGUGCUGAAGUAGAAAUGUUGAUAAUGCAGGAGUCUUUCUUCUAAAACAUGAAGGUCAUGGUGGCCUCAUUUACAAUUACGUGGAAUGAUUCCUCCAGCUUUAAGAAACAUGGAAAAGGCUGUACAUGUCAACAUUAAGGCUGGGUUUUUUUGCAGAACAUCUGUUUGCAAAAACGUGAGGUUUUGCUGUGAACGGAAUGAGGCGAGCUGUGAUCUGAGAGCUGUGUCUGGUGGGUAAUGGACACUGUCUAGUGCUUGCUGAUAGUCACUGGGAGCUGAAUGGACAUGAGAGCCUAAAACGGUACCCAGAUGGAGUUCUCCUAAUACAGGGUUGGUGCAAAUUUGUGCAGCAGUGAGAGAACUGUGUUACCUGUUCGUCUGUGUGUGUUCUGCCAGUGGCCUGUAGAGUUAUUAGUCUAGACCUCAUUAGCAAAUAAUGUUUCACUAAGAAAAAGAUGUUAUUUUAAAGUACAUAGGGAUCUGCUGGAAUCGGUAUUUUUAUUUAUGCUGCACUGAGGAUUUAGGGAUGUAAAUUUAUUUAAAGGAAAUUUUAAGUGACAAUAGUAAAAAAUUUAUUAGACCAAGUACAGGGCUGGCUAGGCUACCCCAUACAUGCUUUACUGUUUAUAUUGACCCAAAAAGGGAAAGAAUAUGACACAGGAAUCCAUUCCUAUGUUAUUUACCAAGUAGUGAGGUUGGGGUAAUAAGCUUCUAUAAACUAAGGCCAUUUGGAAGUUUUGGAAGACGGAAAUUAUGCUGGCAGGGGGGAAGGGUUAGUUUUAUAUCUCACGAUUGUGAGUUUUCAAGAACUGAUAGCCUGUUUUACCUGAAGAGAGGGUUAGAAAGGGCUAGAUCCAUUAUGUUCAUAAUAAACAAGAAUUGGUUUGAAAUAUAGUUUUUGUAAUGUCAUUAUUUUGCAAAACAACAGCACCAGUCAGGCAGUUAAGAUAUUGUCAAAGGUGCUCUUUUAAUUUAGAUAUUCUUGGAAAAUACAUAUGUAUAAUAUAUGUACAUAUAUAUAUAUAUAUACACAGUAUAUAAUCUACAGCUCUGAGAGCUUUUAAGUCAGGAAUGCUGAGUAUUAUAGUAUAUGGAGGUCAGAAAAAAAUUUUUACUUUUCUGUGUGUGUGUCUGGGUGUGUGUGGAUGUGUGCGCGUGUGUGAAAGCCUCCCCCCACCCCAGGAGCUCUGGGCUGCGUUAUUCUAGCGCUUAUUACUGAUUUGUUUUGUUCUGUUUCUCAGUUACCCAUUAUCAAGAAUUUUAUUUCAUCUUUCAUGGCUUUUGUGAGGUUUGUUUUUUUUAUUGAUGGAGAUUUUUGAAAUUACGUAAACAGUUGUUUCACAACAAGCACCACCCAACCCCCAGAAUAAUUCGCUUUUGUGCUUUUUCUCUUUGGCAGCUAUAUAUCAAAGGCAAAACAUUUGGAGAGGUUAUUAAGGUGUUAUUUUCUAAAGGAACCACUGGUAAGACUUCUGUUUUCCUCCCGAGGGUAGUGGCGAUGCAUUUUUAUUUAAGCAGCAAUUUCACCAGCAUCGGUAGUUGCCGGCACCGUGGCUUGUACCCAAAAGCACAAUUUUAGCCUGUCAUGCUCCUCAGGAUUGUACAGACACACCUGUAGGUUCUGGCUGUCCUGUAGUUGGCGUUUGCAUUGUAGACCACUCUCUACUCCGGUACUUGUAAGUUGGUCAGAAAAUUGGAGGGGUGUUUGCAACCAUUAAGAGGCUCAGGAAAAAAAAAAAAGAUUUACUAAGGAAAAACAGCCCUGAUAAUUUCUGACCUAAACUUGUACCACAGGUUUGUUUUUUCUAAAUCUGGGCUUCCAGUAAACUGCAGCUGCAAGUAGUCAUCUGUUAGCUAAAACUGGCCCCUGUAUUUUUAUUUUGUUCAGGGUUUUUUUAAUUUACAACAGAUAGACAGUGCUUUUUGUAGGUUAAAAGACAAGUCUCCCCAUCAAAGGAAGCUCAGUAUCAGUGGUUGCAAGUCUGUGACAAUUCGUAGAGGAUUUCAUUGGUUUUCUUAGACCUUGUUUUUAUUAUUUUUUCACCUGAAGCUGGUUAGUGAUGUAACAUUUGCCAAUGAUCCAACCAAAAGGUCAUGUAUUUAUUUUUGUUACACUAUGUUCUUUGUAAAUGUUUAAUUAAAAUGUGCACUUUUUAAAAACAAAACAAAACAAACCCCAGAGAACAACAGAAAAAAAUUGAGAUCAAUUGGGUUUGCUUGAGAAGCUUCCUGGCAUAAUCGUGCUGCCUGCACACAAUUCACUCCCCUCCCCACAGCAGUUGACUCCUUGGCUAAUUUAACUUGCGGAUCAGCACCUGGUGCCCAGCAGGCAUUGCUUCAGAAUGGCAGCAGACCCGAAGGGGCAGCACUGAAGGCUGGAAAGAAUCAAGUGUGUGUGGUGUCUCAGAGCAGUAUGCACAGGAUGGAUGUGAAAUUCUUUUUAGAGUAGAACUAGUUCAGUGAUCCCGUGUGGGAAAGGGAGGUUAAUUUGGAAGAAAAGCUAAACUGUUUUUCAGCAACUUUAUUCCCCUUUUCUUAAUUUGAGAUUUGUCUGCAGAUUUCACAAGCUGCAUUCCAAGAAAAUAAAUUGAAAGGCUUUCCAGUUCUGUGACACCAGGAAGUAAAGGUACAUUGACAAAGUGUCACUCUGCUUUAAAAGAAAAGCAAAGCACACGCACCUUUCUUUUGCAGGAAUGAUGAUAAUUUAGCUGUAACCCUGAAAUCUGUCACUGUGAACAGGCUUUAAAAAGCAUACAGUACAUUGAUGGUUCUCUGUAGUCUGCCUGGAAACUCUUUUUCCUGAGCUGUGUAAUUUGCUAGCUGUAAAAGACACUGAUUUUGCAAAAGCCUGAAUGUAUCAUGAAGCUCAGUUGGUCUGGAAGGAGCCAGACUAAUGAAGAGAGGGUGCUGAAAUCUACCUGCUGUGUGCUUGUGACAGAUUCAGGUCUGUGGAUGGAUACAGCUUAAGUCUGUACAUCUCUGGGGAAAAGGGACCAGAUCCAUUUGGUAAAGAGGGCUUGCAUUUCAAGUGUUUUGCCUUGGAAUGUGUUUUUUAAAUAUAUUUAAGCUGUGGCCUGCAAAGAGAUGUGCUUGGACUAGUUUGCGUGGCACAUAUUGAAGACAGUGACCUGUUUGCUCUCUGGCACUGCAGGUGCAGGUUUGUGACUUGCUGUGUGGUGAGUUCAGGGUUUGCUUUCCCCAGGGAAGGGCUGUCCUGGCAUCUGUGUGCUGGCAGGGCAGGGGACAGGGGCAGGCUGUAAUGACCCACAGUUGGUGCACUCCAUAAGCUGAGCAUUUACUGUGCUCACGACUUGGAAGCAGUUGGUUCACUCAACCUCGGCUGUGUAUUUCUCUAAAUUAGGGGAUAGCUGAGUGAGAGCACGGGGAAGGAAGGUCUUGAGACAGUUAUCUGAAAAUGGCUGCUCUUAAGAACUAAGGAUGUUCAGAUGCUCUCCACAAGUUGUGUUUUAGCCAGGUGCCACUCCAUUUUUUUGUGUGUGUGUAAUUACAUUUAUUUAUAUUAAAACAUUAAUUUUAAAAAGUUCUAGAACUUCAAGUUUGAAUGAGAUUUGAUACUGUGCUGCUUAUAUGGACUUCUUGGGAUGGGGAACAGGGCAGGAAGAGGUGCUUGUUGGCAGCCAACCCCUCCAUAGACUUGUUCGCAGAUUGGUUUUUCACUUCAAAAACGAGUUUUUUUCUAAUCUGGAUUUAUAAUUUGAAAUCGUUUUGGAACAGUGUUUUUCAGGGAAGCUUCCAGAGCGAGGGUUAUUAUUCUCCCUUUUAAUGUAAGCUGGAAAGAGUAAGUUCACCUCAUCUGCAUUUCUGAUUCUUUACCCAAACCAUGUCAACACAGAACAGGGUAUUUGAGCUUGACUCCCACAUACUUGUGGAAGUUAAAAGACUAAAUGAAAAUCCAUUAUUGGGGGAAGACAAAUUCUUUUUUACAUCUCCCCAGAAACCUAGAAACAUCCCUGUUGUGUUCUGGUUUUGUUUUUUUUUUACUUAUUUUUUUGUGCUUUAUCUGUGUUUAAAAAAAUUGUACUGGGUUAUAAUGCAUUUUAUUAACACUAUGUACAUAUUAGCUGCUUUGUGUUUCAGAAUGGUAGUAAUUGCUUUGUAUAUUAAAGUGAUUCUUGUGAAUUUGUGAAUUAUUGUCAUAAAGAAGUGCUUUUUCUUACUGUAACCUUUGUGGUAUAAACUGUCAUAACUCCCUUUUUACACAAACAUUUAUGUGCAGUCACAUAAACAUGCUUUAAAAAAACUCU
This is a messenger RNA of Lepidothrix coronata (blue-crowned manakin), 7594 nucleotides long. It is a transcript of the gene CREB1, whose product is annotated as cAMP responsive element binding protein 1. NCBI's taxonomy places the organism in Eukaryota, Metazoa, Chordata, Aves, Passeriformes, Pipridae. The transcript has 8 exons. The record is from RefSeq and is a predicted model, not a curated record. Bases 208 to 1191 code for a protein of 327 amino acids. Gene Ontology annotation, cellular component: ATF4-CREB1 transcription factor complex; nucleus. Gene Ontology annotation, biological process: regulation of transcription by RNA polymerase II. Gene Ontology annotation, molecular function: protein binding; cAMP response element binding; DNA-binding transcription factor activity, RNA polymerase II-specific.